AUGUUUUUGACACCGGCAUGCGUCGCAAAUACCGGCGAUACCUUCGAUACAACCCAUGAGGUGAAUCGAGAGGACACUACGACCGGUGGAGUAGGUGAAACGACGCGUAACAACUACUUCCGCGAAGUUCAGUUCAGUCCCGAUGGCACGAGUAUAGUGACCUUGAACAAUGACCAGACCCUUCGCACCUUCAUCUUACCUCCAGAUCUACUCGAUGACGGCGAGAAGCCUCGUCAACUACAAGAGUAUGCUGCAUUUAGGUCACCAGCAAGCAUACAUAGCUACGCCAUACAUCCAGCCUACGCCCUUCAGGACCCCUCAACCACCUUAGUCCUUCACGCAGCCACAGAUCAGCCAUUAUCCUUACGUAAUUCUCUGGACUACUCGACGAUAGCGGCAAAGUACAACAAUACAUGUCCAACGACGGAAGCUCAUCUCAGCUCCUAUAGUCUUGCUUUCACUAAGGAUGGUGGCCACUUUAUCUCAGGUGGCAACAACCAGCUCUCUCUCUUCGACUGCUACCAAGGUUACUCCGAUGCUAUCACUACCCAUCGUCUGGCUCCCGGUCGCAAAGCACGGAAGCUCUUUGGCGAUCAACCUCUGGGUUGCAAAGGCAUCGUCUCCGCUCUUGCUAUCAGCGAUGAAGGCAUGCUUGCUGCUGGCACGACCGAGCGGGAGAUCGGACUGUUCCCAGACGAAGGGCGUAGUGGAUGCCUAGUCUCGUUCUCGCUUGCAAACAAAGCAAUACUUCCAGAGGACGAGCCAGUGCUGCAAGGCACGGGCAUCACGCAUUUGAAGUGGAGUCCUGAUAGCAAUUACCUGGUCAUUGCUGAACGUCAGAGCGACUGCAUACAUGUCUAUGACAUUCGCAACACAAUCAGACGAGUCUCGUGGUUGAGUGGAAGGAAAGCUAAGACGACUCAGAGGCUGGGCUUCGAUGUUAUGCCUACGAGUGAUGGGUUCGAGGUCUGGGCUGGUGGUAAUGACGGUGCAGUGAGGAUGUGGAAGGACGCUGGGAAGGUAGAGGGUGAGCAAGUACCCGAUGCUGAGAUGAAGAUGCAUGGUGACGCUGUGGCGAGUACUGUGUGGCAUCCCAAUGGCGCUGUCCUUGCGACUUGCUCUGGGCAGAGACGCCAGGGUUCGAAUUUGAGAUACGACAGUGAUGUUGAAGCAGAAACGGCGAGCUCGACCACAAAUCUGGACAGGAUGCAGCGUGACAACUCACUCGCCAUCUGGACCGUCGCAUCUACUACCUGA
Messenger RNA from Recurvomyces mirabilis, 1257 nucleotides. RefSeq lists its product as uncharacterized. The record is from RefSeq and is a predicted model, not a curated record. Lineage: Eukaryota; Fungi; Ascomycota; Dothideomycetes; Mycosphaerellales; Teratosphaeriaceae. The transcript has 2 exons. Bases 1 to 1257 code for a protein of 418 amino acids. Gene Ontology annotation, molecular function: protein binding.